This is a messenger RNA of Ruditapes philippinarum (Manila clam), 2763 nucleotides long. RefSeq names its product tetratricopeptide repeat protein 36 homolog. The record is from RefSeq and is a predicted model, not a curated record. NCBI's taxonomy places the organism in Eukaryota, Metazoa, Mollusca, Bivalvia, Venerida, Veneridae. Gene Ontology annotation, molecular function: protein binding. Gene Ontology annotation, biological process: cilium assembly. Bases 33 to 602 code for a protein of 189 amino acids. The transcript has 4 exons.
AAUUGCUUUUUGGCAGUCACCUUGUCAAAAUAAUGGAAAAUUCACAACUUUCUUCCCACGAUAAAGAUGUAUUAACGAGGAUUUUCAAUCCAAGUUUGCCUUAUGGUGAUAACGUUGAAGGAGAUGUACCACUUGAGGAAAUUCCAGAGGAAGAGACAGAUGAGGUGAAGGAAGCUAAAAGACUUGAGAUUGAAGGUGUCAAAGCAGCAGAAUCAGGGAAUAUUGACAAGGCACUUGAGUUGUUGAAUCAAGCUGUAACCAUAGCACCUGACCAUGCUUCAAGUUAUAAUAACAGAGCUCAAGCUCUUAGGUUACAUGGUGAUGUGUCAGGGGCUUUACAGGAUCUAAAUAAAGCCAUAGAGUUGAGUGGGGGACACAGGAAGGUAGCUUGCCAGGCGUAUACUCAGAGGGGAAUUAUUAAACGUCUUGAAGGUGAUGAUGAUGGCUGUAAAGAAGAUCUGAGGAAUGCUGCAAAUCUUGGUGGACAGUUCGCUAAACAGCUUCUUGUAACCAUGAAUCCGUAUGCUGCUCUGUGUAACCAGAUGCUUGGUGAAGUUAUCGGAAAAUUACGGAGUGGAGAAGGGGAUUUGCCGAUGGAAUAGAUUUCAUGAUCGUAAUAAUUGUUUAUGAUUUGAUUGAUAUUAAAUCCAACAAUGAACAAAACAGUUCAGACUAUGAUGUAGAAAAUGAAAUAAAAUUGCAUGAACUGAUAUUUACAACAAAUGUUUUAGGUUUGCUCAUUUAUUUAGAACUGAACUUUUUAUAGCAUCAAGUUUUAUUAUGAGAAUGGUCAGUAUUAAGCAUAAUUAUAUAAAGAUGAUAAAAUUUAAAACUAAAUCUUUACAAAAGGUGCUGCUAUUAUCACUAUUAUCAACAGUUGUAUAUUUAAGUGUACAUUGAAUCUCAAGAUUUGUUUAUUUUAUGUGUACAUGUAUUAAGUUUUUUAUAUUCUUAAAAAUCCUCUGUGCAUUUAAACAUCUAAACAAUACUCUUAAGAAAGAAAGAAAAUGUAAUGAGUUUAAUGUCACUAUGAUACUAUAAAGUCAAGUAGAUUUGGGUAGAUUAGGGUGGAAGGGCUUAAGACUGUUUUACUUAGUCAGCCCACAGAAUUGAUUCUUCUAAGUUAUACCUCUUUUUUAAUCAUUUUCAACCUUUCUAAGUCAUUUAGUCAAUUGUAUUUUAAGAUUUUAUGACACUUUCUUAGGGGAUCAAAAAUAUUUUCAAAAUCAUUUAUAUUCUGUAUGGGAAGCAACUGAUAAAUUGUAUGGGCUGGCUCAUUUUCCUACUCCUCAUACUGUAUAUUCUUUCAAAUUCUACUUAAUGAUAUGAAUUGACAUCUGGAAUUUUCUUUCCGGGACAGUGUAGUGUUAAUGUGAUUAACUUACUUUUUUGAUUUUGUUUGUUUUAACUGGGAACAGUUUCCAUUGUUAUAUUUGUCAGAAAGAAUCUCAUUUUCAAAUUUACUAAAUUUUAUACAUGUAUAUUUGAGUCAUUGAUAACAUAAAAUUGUGAGUUUUCAUUUUAACAUGUAUAACGUUUGUUUUGAAAAUCUUUAUUAUUCUAUAAAUGUGACUAUUUUUGUUAUUUUUAACUGAUAAUUUAAGGUCUUAUAGUGUGCAAUGGUUGUAAUUCAUUCUUUAUGUUUUAAGAAAUUACAACUGUUUCACGCCAAGCCCAUGUUAUGUUUACCUGGGACACAAUAUAACUGGACAGAUAGCUACAGAUUAUAUAUGAGGUCUAAUGUAGGUGUCAAAUUGACACCUGAUUGGUUUGAUUAACAAUUGUGUGAUUUUGCUAUUAUUAACUUGCCUUUAUCAAAAAUAAAAUUACAUUGAUAAUUUGACAUGUCUUCCAUUCCAUAUGACAUUUUGUGUCCUUAUGAAUUACAUGUAUUUAUGUAUGUAUGGCUUUCUUUUAACUUAGUUUAAGUUUUUGCUUGUUAGCUACUUAACCAUACAUCUCAUUCUGAAAAUUGUUGCUCUGUAUGUUUUUUGCUAGUUUGUAAAAAGGUUGUGUUACAAACAAAUCAACACAUAUUUUAUGAUAUUGAUCCAAUAAAAUAACACUUACAGUGUUAGUAGUAACUGAUAGUUUCAAAUUCAAAUCAGAUCAAAUAUACAUUCAACAAAGGGUUAAUUCCAAUAUAUAUUAUAGAAUUUUUCAACAUUCCUAGUCAUUAGAUGAAAGAGGUUUAUUAUGUAUCAUUUAUGUUUGUUUUUUUGACAUCUAAGUCUUAUUCAUGUUCAUUGUUAUGUGCUGCAUUUAGUUUGUUAUUUAGACGCAAGAAAGACAGUUUAGUAUGAAAUUGCAAUUUGAAUCAAGGGAGACAAUUUAGUGAAGAAUUGUCUCUUGAAACAAGGGACACAAUUAAAAUAAAGAAAUGCAUUUUGAAACAAGGCAGACAAUUCAAGUAAAGAAUUGCCUUUUGAAACAAGGGAGGAAGGCAAUUUAAGUACAUGUGUAAAUAACAAAGGGGAUAUCCGCGCAGUCUGAUCAGGAUCCAUGCUGUUCGCUAGCAAACCCUAUAACAAGUAGAGAAACUGAUAGUGAACAGCAUGGAUCCUGAUCAGACUGCGCGGAUGCGCAGGCUGGUCUGGAUCCAUGAUGGUCGCAAACGCAUUAUGUUGGUUUUGUCAUGACGCGGCUCAAAUGAAAUAUUGAUUUUUUGUGCAGUUCAUAGCCUGAUUUAAGCGCUGCAAUGCUUUUCCUUUUUUUGUGAAUAUAAAUGAUUAUUUUUGGAAAAAUAGGGUGAGAGAUUGAUUU